CCCUUUAAACCCCCCUGCCACUGCGUUACUCACCUCAGCCACCUCGCAGAGACAAACCCAAGAGCCAUGAGCAAGUGGUGGUGCAUCGCCUCCCUCCUGCUGUGCCUCGCCGUGGCGGUGGCCGGCAGGGGCAUGCCUGCCGGGGACGACUGCGACACCGUUGCUCUUGCUGCCGGUCGCAACAACCAAGACGGUGCUGGUUUCGGCGAAGCCAAGACCGCCUUUGCUGGGAGCAACGGUGGUGACGGCGGCCUCUUCGGCGGUGCCGUCAACGGUGGCCCUCUCGGCGGGGGCGUCGCUGGCUUUGGUCCGCACGGCGGGUUUGGUGCCGGCGCUGGGCCCUUCGGUGGGUUUGGCGGCGGCUUCGGCGCUGGUGGCGGAGGUGGAGGAGGGGGAGGCGGUGGCGUGAUACCUUGAGGUGGCCGGGAUACGAGCGCGUUUGUGAACGUGGUAGUAGCUGUACGUACGUGUGUCCCUGCUUUCAUUUACAUGCAUCUGUUAGUGUGAUAAGAAGUCCUUUGAUUAGCUGCGUGAGCAUGCAUGUGUGGCUCGUACGUGUCAUGAUGUCAUUGGCCUCCGGGUGUGCGUAUCUGAUUGGUUAAGGUAUAAUGAAAGCAGUGGUGUGUGA
Triticum aestivum (bread wheat) is the source of this 628-nucleotide messenger RNA. Its product is annotated as glycine-rich protein 5. The record is from RefSeq and is a predicted model, not a curated record. Bases 67 to 417 code for a protein of 116 amino acids. The transcript has a single exon. NCBI's taxonomy places the organism in Eukaryota, Viridiplantae, Streptophyta, Magnoliopsida, Poales, Poaceae.